Ochotona princeps (American pika) is the source of this 881-nucleotide messenger RNA. Its product is annotated as putative vomeronasal receptor-like protein 4. The record is from RefSeq and is a predicted model, not a curated record. Gene Ontology annotation, biological process: G protein-coupled receptor signaling pathway. Gene Ontology annotation, molecular function: pheromone receptor activity. The transcript has 4 exons. Gene Ontology annotation, cellular component: membrane. Bases 42 to 881 code for a protein of 279 amino acids. NCBI's taxonomy places the organism in Eukaryota, Metazoa, Chordata, Mammalia, Lagomorpha, Ochotonidae.
AAAUAUUUUCAAAUAUGCUGAGAUGAGCAAAAUAUCCAGUAAUGUUAUUACUGAAAAAUGUGUAUGUUUUCCAAGCUGGCAUUGGCAUCUUAGCCAAUGCCUUCCUCCUUGUCUUCCACAUCUUCAGAUUCCAUCAAAUUCAUAGACCUAGACCAACAGACAUGAUCAUUUGUCAACUAGCUUUUGUCCAUAAGGUGAUGCUACUUACCACUCUAGAUAUUUUAUCUGCAGACAUGCUCAAAUCCAUUGGAUUUCCAAAUGAAUUAAAAUGUAAAGUUUUGCUUUAUGCAAGUAGAGUAUUUAGGGGUCUCUCCAUCUCCACCACCUGUCUCCUGAGCAUUGUUCAGGUCAUCACCAUCAGUCCCAGCUCCUUCUGCUCGUCAAGAUUAAAACAGAAACUCAAAAAACAUAUUGUCAUUGCUUUCUUCUGUAUUUGGUCCCUCAACCUGUCUUCCAAUAGCAACAUGAUCAUCUAUGCUGUAGCUCAAUCCAACAGAACCAAUCUACUCAAUGUCAGAAUGAUGCUGCUCUCCAGCAUGUACAUGGUGAUUUUCUUAUGUAGCCAUCAGAGGAAGUCUGAGUACCUUCACAGCGUUAGCAUUUCCCCAAGAACCCCAAGAAUCUCCCCGGGAAAAUGGGCCACCCAUACUGUCCUAGUGCUGUGUUCACAGAUGGUGGUAGAAGGCAGUUGCACACUGCAAUGCCUGGCGUUCGACAAAUGCACAGCCUGUUCUUCCAAAGUUCUGGACCAGUAUGAAUGGGAAGGGUUUGACUUCCUCGCGAAGGUGUUUAACUCUUCACAUUCCUUCCUGGAAGACUUGACCGGCCUCACCCUGCUACACCAGGAGACCCAGGCGGCCGAGGCACGGUGGUCUUUGUGA